This is a messenger RNA of Meriones unguiculatus (Mongolian gerbil), 2343 nucleotides long. Its product is annotated as zinc finger protein 431-like. Lineage: Eukaryota; Metazoa; Chordata; Mammalia; Rodentia; Muridae. Gene Ontology annotation, biological process: regulation of DNA-templated transcription. Gene Ontology annotation, cellular component: nucleus. The transcript has 5 exons. The record is from RefSeq and is a predicted model, not a curated record. Bases 111 to 1364 code for a protein of 417 amino acids.
UAGAGAUUAAACCAGAAGAAAAUGAUGUGGUGACCAUUUCUGAGCCCAGCUAUUCCAUAUGGAAUGCAGUGUCCCAUGCCCUCCAUAAAACGCUGUUGAACAAAAUUGAAAUGGGAUCUAAAGCAUACAGAAACAUGGACCGGCUUCUUCCAUGCCAGGAUGCAUUGACUUAUGAUGACGUGCAUGUGAACUUCACUCGGGAAGAGUGGGCUUUGCUGGAUCCUUCCCAGAAGAGUCUCUACAAAGAUGUGAUGCUAGAGACAUACUGGAACCUGUUUGCUAUAGGCUACAGUUGGGAAGGUCAUAAUAUGGAAGAGUAUUGUCAACCUUAUAGAAGACAUGCAAGGUAUGAAAACAGUCAUAGUGGAGACAAACACCCUGAAGAUACUCAAUGUGGUAAAGCCUUUGCAUGUAACAGUAGUCUCAAAGUACAUAAAGGAAUUCACACUGGAGAGAAAACAUAUGAAUGUAACCAAUGUGGAAAAGCGUUUGCAUCUAACAGUGAUUUCCGAAGACAUAAAAGAACACACACUGGAGAGAAACCUUAUGAAUGUAAUCAGUGUGGUAAAACCUUUGCAUGUAACAGUAAUCUCCUAAUACAUAAAAGAAGUCACACUGGAGAGAAACCUUAUGAAUGUAAUCAGUGUGGUAAAGCUUUUGCAUGUAACAGUAAUCUCCUAAUACAUAAAAGAAGUCACACUGGAGAGAAACCUUAUGAAUGUAAUCAGUGUGGUAAAGCCUUUGCAUGUAACAGUGAUCUCCUAAUACAUAAAAGAACUCACACUGGAGAGAAACCUUAUGAAUGUAACCAAUGCGGUAAAGCCUUUGCACAGAGAAGUACUCUUCUAAUACAUAAAAGAACUCACACUGGAGAGAAACCUUAUGAAUGUAACCAUUGUGGUAAAUCCUUUGCAUGUAACAGUAGUCUCCAAAUACAUAAAAGAACUCACACUGGAGAGAAACCUUAUGAGUGUAACCAAUGUGGUAAAGCUUUUGCACGUAACAGCAUUCUCCAAAUACAUAAAAGAACUCACACUGGAGAGAAACCUUAUGAAUGUAAUCAGUGUGGUAAAGCCUUUUCAUGUAACAGUACUCUCCUGCUACAUAAAAGAACUCACAGUGGAGAGAAACCUUAUGAAUGUAACCAUUGUGGUAAAGCAUUUACACAUAAGGGUAAUCUCCUAAAACAUAAGAGAAUGCACACUGGAGAGAAACCUUAUGAAUGCAACCAGUGUGGUAAAGCCUUUGCACAGAAUAGUCAUCUGGUAGCACAUGAAAGAACUCACACUGGAGAGAAAUCUUUUGAAUGUACCCAAUGUGAUAAAGUCUAUGCAUUUCCCGAAUCGUCUCUAAAGACAAAAUGAACACAUCCUGGAGAACAACCUUAUGAAUAUAAGCAGUGUGGAAUCACCUUUGUACAACACAGUCAUUUCCUAAUACAUAAAAAUCCAUGUUGCAGAAAAUCCUUAUGAAUAUUGUCAAUGUCCUAAAGUCUUUUCAUGUAAGAGUCAUCUUGAACAAGAACACUUUCUGGAGUGAAACCCUAUGAAUGUAACCAAUGUGUUAAAACCUUUGUAUGCCAUAAUAAUCUGCAUGCACAUAGAAGAAUGCACACUGGAAAUUGUAUGAAUGUAACCAAUGUGAUAAAGUAUUUUGACAGGAUAGUAAUUUCCUAUAACAUGAAGACAUACUGGAGAGAAACCUUAUGAAUGUAACCAAUGUGGAAAAUUUGCUCCUCACAAUCAUCCUCAAAGUCAUGGAAGCAUUCAUAUUGAACAGAAAGACUAUGAAUGUAUUUAAGGUGGUUAAGCUGUUCCACAUUUGUAUAACCAUCAUCAUGAAAGAAUUAGAACUGGAGAGAAACUUUAUAAAUGUUUCAAAAUGUGAGCCCUUUGCAUAUGUCUAUCGUCUUCAUCAUAAAAGUUUCAUACUGGACAGAAAUUCUGAGUACAUAAGCAACAUGGUAAGGCCUUUGUGUUUUUCGGUCCACAGAAUCCAAUACAACUCAAACACAUGUUCAAGGCAAAUGACAAAAAUGUAUUUUCACCCAGUCACUACUGGUUGGUUAGUGGUACAUAACAUUCUUGGGAACUGAACUGUGAUACCUAUCCACCCACUAAGCCAGAAAGUUACAGAGGUUCUGAGUUGAAAAUCAUAAACAUCUCUGCCAUUUUACAACUAAGUUAUUUCCAUCAGUCAUGGUUAAGGAUAUGGGAUUUGUUUAUGGCAUUGAGGAAUUCACCUGAUGCAAAAGUGUAGAUUUUACAGUCCAAACAGUCAUAUCCAUUUGUUCUUUUGUGGUUAGGAAAAGGUAUUAUGUUUUAGGGAAGAGAAAAUGUGGUU